Trifolium pratense (red clover) is the source of this 1421-nucleotide messenger RNA. Its product is annotated as transcription factor bHLH7-like. NCBI's taxonomy places the organism in Eukaryota, Viridiplantae, Streptophyta, Magnoliopsida, Fabales, Fabaceae. Gene Ontology annotation, molecular function: RNA polymerase II cis-regulatory region sequence-specific DNA binding; protein dimerization activity; DNA-binding transcription factor activity, RNA polymerase II-specific. The record is from RefSeq and is a predicted model, not a curated record. Gene Ontology annotation, cellular component: nucleus. The transcript is spliced from 8 exons. The coding region runs from base 269 to 1228 and encodes 319 amino acids. Gene Ontology annotation, biological process: regulation of transcription by RNA polymerase II.
UCCACCGUACAGUUCAGCGCACUACCACUCUGCAAAGCAGCACAACAACGCACAUUCUUAGCGUCGUUGGUUGUUGCAUGUACUAGUACGUACGUACCCAACAACAGCUCAACAAAAAACAGAGCAGAAACAGAGCACGCUCUCUCUCUCUCUCUCUCUCUCUCUCUCUCUCUCUCUCUCUUGCUGCAUAAAACUUGCAAUCUUGACACUUUCCCUGAUACCCUUUUACAUUCUCUUCAAUUGGCUUGGUAAUUAAAAAAAAACAAAAAUGGAAGGAGAAAGUAACAAAGACAACAACAGUUCAGAGGUAUCACAUGACAAUGAAGAAACCAGCAGCCAUGAUAUUUCAGAGGAUCAUCAAAUUCAAAAUCAACAAUUUGUUGAAACAAGUGGGACCCAAUGGAGUUCCUUACCAAAACUACCUCAAAAUAAUUAUGUUGAAUAUCUCUCUGAAUCCUCAGCUAGUUAUCUUCCAAACCCUACGAUUCAUGGGAAUAAUUAUCAAAAUUUUGGUGGUGGUAGUAGCAGCUUCAAUGAUUCAGGAAAAGCUGCUUUUGAUUUUAAGUUUAUUGGUUCUUCAAGUACUGAUUUUGGCAUUAAAAAGCGUGUUGGGUUUAGGAGAUAUGAUGAAGGAAAGGAAGUGAUUAAAGCUGAAAUUGGAAGUAGUCACAAUCUUCUCUGUGCUCAGGGUCAUGCAACAUGGACACCUGAUUCAGUUGGAGAUAAACAGAAUGCUUCAAGAUUUGAUCCAAUGGGAAUGGUUGCUGCACCUUCUUUACUUCAAAGAUCACGAGGUAGCUCCUCAAAACAGAGAACUGAGAAAGCGCGUUACACCGACCGCCAACGCAGGCAACGUCUCGCCGACAACCUCAAAGCUUUACACGAAUUGCUUCCAAAUCCAGAAAUGGGUAGUCAAGCUCAAGCUUACAUACUAGAUGACAUAAUUGACUAUGUUAAUUACUUGCAAGUUCAAGUAAAGGAACUAAGUGGAAGUAAAUUGCAAGCUGAUUCAAAUGCUAUACCACUAGUUUUUCAUGAGGGUUAUGGUCAUUAUAUAAAGGGACAAAUGCUUAAUGAGCCACUUGAAGAGAUAAUGGGAAAACUACUUGAAGAAGAUUCAGCAGCAGCAAGUCAGCUACUUGAAAAGAAAGGUCUUAUUAUGCUGCCUAUUUCUCUUGCUGAUGACUUGAACCAAGCUAUACAAUUGUGGAACCAAUCUAGCAUGUAGUUGUUUUUGUUUUUUUGGAAAUCUAUGGUACUUUGAGGUGGUGUGUGUUACUGUGUUGGGAAUUGUUUGGUUCUUAACUCCUUUGAUUGGUUCAUGGUGUGUUACUGUUUCUGUUUCAAUUUCUGCUUGGCACAAUGUUUCACAUGCUUGUUACUAAUACUCAUUUUCAUUGAGUGCACUUUAUUUUAUGUUA